Nicotiana tabacum (common tobacco) is the source of this 504-nucleotide messenger RNA. Lineage: Eukaryota; Viridiplantae; Streptophyta; Magnoliopsida; Solanales; Solanaceae. The record is from RefSeq and is a predicted model, not a curated record.
AUGGCUGAGUACUGGUAUAACACUUCACUUCACUCAGCCAUACAGACCACCCCCAAUGAAGCAUUAUAUGGUGGACCACCUCCCUUACAUUUACCCUACUUGCCAGAGGAGUCAGCUGCAACUGAAGUUGAUAACACCUUGAUCAACAGGGAACUAAAACUGCAUCUGCAACAUAGAAUGAAGCAACAAGCAGAUUCCCACAAAAGUGAUCGACAAUUUAAUGUUGGUGAUUGGGUCUAUCUAAAAGUCCACCCCUAUAAGAAAGUGGCUAUAUCCAACCAUUCAUCCCACAAAUUAGCUUCUAAAUACUAUGGCCCUUUUCAGAUUCUUAAACGAAUGGGUUCAGUUGCCUACACUUUAUUACUUCCUGCUAGAGUUAAGAUUCACCCCACAGUGCAUGUUUCACUGUUGAUAAAAUACUAUGAAGUUCCAUCUCAGAUUUCUUAUCCCCCGGUUAUUGAUUUGGCGAGCGCUUAUUGUCCUGAUCCUGAAUUAAUCUUAUAA